AUGCCUAAGCUGAAUAUGCCUCAUAGCAGGCCAGCUUCCACGAACAGGUUGAAAGAAUUGACAGACUUAGUGGAUGAGUCCACUGAUCACAGACCAAUCCGGACCAACUCGGAGCAGGGAACAGCGUCCUCAGUCGAAAGUUCGAGCUCAAGCUCAAUGACUCCAGGACCACAGAGUGACUCUAUCAAGCGCAGGCCCAGCGCCGAAGUAGAUGACACUAGAAGACCUUUUGUAGCCCAUGAAUGGUGGACGAACGAUAAAAAAGAUACGACUAAAUUUUUCUCUUCGUUUUUGCCUCUUCUGGUUCAUGCUCAUGAUGGCAAAGAUCUUGUUCCAGCUGUUACCAUCUCAAAACAUCUAGGGACACGUGUCAGUAAAGCGAUUGCCGCGGAACGUCGAUAUAAGAGUCUUUGGACGAGAAUUGACGGCAAAGAUAUAAGAACCCAGGAUAAAAAGUCGAAGAUACUCAGGGACAUUGAGAAUUUGGAUGAAGAUUUAGCGAAUCACGACGCAGCUAUGCAUAACUCAUCAAACCCACCGAAUCUCGGACAACGCAACAGACGACAAGAUCUUGUGACUCGAGCGUUCCUUGCGCGCGAGGAGUUCGAUCACAUUAUCGAUGAUGAAAACUGGCUUUGGUUGGAAUGUAACUUUGCUGAGCAAGCGUGCAGAGAUGCUUGGGAGGAUGUUGGUGCACUAUUACUUCCCGCUUGGCUACGAGCAGGACUGACACAGCCUGACCUCAUCGACGACACAAGACUUCCUAGAGGUGAGAAACGUGGUAUCACUCGCCGAUUUAUGAGUGAGACGCCCGCUACAAAUCUUGGUCGCAUUCGAGAUAGCGUGCACCAAUAUGCGAAUGCCUUACGCAAGGCGCGCGAUCGAUUUGAAAAUAUGUGUCACCAUUACUCGAGCUGGGCGCCCUGGGAAGAUGGCAUCCCUGGAGAGUUCAGAGACAGCGUUGUAAAACCAGCUUUCAUGGACAUGUUGCAAUGCGAAAAGGCGAGGCUUCAAGACGCCAAGCGUGAUUACCGAAAAGCUUUAAGCCGCGCUUUCCGUGAGAAGAUUCCUUAUGUGGACCUGGAUCUUGAGUGUAUUGAUGAAUUGGAAAGCGUUGAGACCAGACUUCUUGAGGAUGAAGAUGCAUGGUUCAUGAGGAAAGGACCUAUCAACGCGCUGGAGAUUUGGAGACGCCAGAAUCCAAAUCUUGCGCCUUCUGAAAAACCUUUGUAUCCAUUCAGUGAGAAAAUAAAAAAGGAGGAUAUACAUCCGUGGGAAAGCAAGAGCAGAUUGUUCACUGAUCUGGCUUCGAAACAAAGGUCCGCGUCACUGGAAAGGAAACGACGUGAGCCGCCAGCCAAGAAGCUUCAUGCCAGCAGAGGUAAAGACAUGUACAGCCGAAGGAGAAGAGCGUACCUCAAUGACAGCCCCAAGGCUUUUGGUCCACCGAUCCAUGCUCGGAACGGUAAAACUAGAGUAACCUCGGCGCCUACGAAGCACCGACAACCUCGAGAACCAAGAAGAUUGAUGGCUAAGCAGCCCUGCAGACAGACCAAGAAAAUAAGACACAUGCGAUUGCCAAUAACCAGUUUCUUCAAGAAGCGUACGAGAACAAUAUAG
Molecule: messenger RNA, 1620 nt
Organism: Alternaria burnsii
Lineage: Eukaryota; Fungi; Ascomycota; Dothideomycetes; Pleosporales; Pleosporaceae
Exons: 1
Coding region: 1-1620 (539 amino acids)
Source: RefSeq, a predicted model, not a curated record